GCCCCUCUCCAACCCAAACUCCAACGCCUUCCGCCCGGCGGGGCCCGCCGUCGCCGGCCGCGACGAUCCCCUUCCCGACGGCGACGUCGCCCGCGGCUGCGGCACAGCGGGCGGCGCUGGACGCGGGGCUGGCGGUGGUGGGCUUUGGCCGCGGGGCGAUGGAUGGAGAACAGCUCUCGGCAGUAACCAUGGAGUGGAAGGUCCUAAAGGAACGCUUCUUCACCGGCGAGGCCGUGGACCCGGUCUUCGAGGGCAUCGUGAAAGACUUCAUUGCCUUCGACGUGACGCUUCAGGAUGUCUUCAAGAAGGUGGAAGGCUUCAUGAAAGGCGUGGAUAGUUUGACGGAGGGCUUGACCGUCUUGGCGGAGAGCACCACCACAGGCCUUUCUUCAGUGGACGACCCCUUGAUCAAGGCGGAUUGCUGCAAGAUGAAGGAGGCCAUGAACGCCAUCACACGCGCCGAUGCCCCACACAGUGCCAUUGCAAAGCUGCGGAGGGAUAUGGACUUUAAUAUCAUGAACCCGUUGCGGUGCCACAUCGUGAACAACCGCAAUAUGAAGAACUAUUUAGAUAAACGACGCCGGAGACUCCUCGAGUUCAACAUCGCCAAGCGAGAAAUGGAGGACUGCGUCAAAAAGAAUCUUCAUCCCACCGACCGCAAAUAUUUAGCGGCGCAGUCUCAGUUGGAAUCUGCCAAGUUGUCCUUCCACGAGGUGGACAAGCACAUCUUCGAGUGGCUCUACAUCCUCGAGGAGUAUAAAGGUGAUAUUCUGGACAGUUGUCUUCAGACCUUGAAGUAUCUCCAGUAUGAAUUCUUCGCCACCUCAGCUCACUCCAUCAGUGGCGUGCUUCCGGCACGGAUGGAGUUUCGGCCCAUGGUGGAGAUGACGCCCGACCACUUGGAAGCGCAGGUGGAGAUGGCUUUGCAAGAGGAGGAAGAGAAUCCAGACGAGGUCGUCACGGACUUCUCUGCUCGUCUCAUCGAAAAGUUGGCCAAGGACAACAAGAAUAAACCGGGAGAAGGCUUGGAUUCCGCCGCCAGCGAGGGGCCUGCGGUGCCGGUAGAUCCCUUGUCCUUGUCCUCGUUGCUGUCACAGGGCUUUGAAGAGGGGCCGGCAAGACAAGCCUUGAGAAAGUUCAAGAACAACACUCAGGCGGCCUUGGACUUCCUCAUUGGAGGUGGACAGGCUGAGGAGCAGGAAGAGGAACCAGUCCGCAUGCCAACGACGGUGCCCCGUGUGCAGAGGCUGAAGGAACGACGGAGAGCACAGCAGGCGCGGCGCAAGGAGGAGGAGGAACGCCGGCGGCGAGACGCGGAAAGCCCCGAACGAACGGCGAAGAGCUCGCCUCGGGAGGCUGAGUCGAGGUCGCCUUUGCGAGGCGAGAUGAACGCGGCGCGUCCAUCGUCCGCUGCUGUGGAUUUGCUGGACUUCCAGGAGGAGACGAAGGCCUCUCCAGCCUCUCCACCCGACACCGGAGCACCACGCCCAGCGGGGGACCUCUUGGACCUCGCACCCGGAAGUGGCGAUUUGCUGGACCUGGAGCCGCCGGCGCCGACGGACUUUUCCAAGCAGAUCGAGACCUUACCUUUGCCGGAGCAGAUUACUUUAGACCUCUCCAAGUGUGAGAAGGGGCCAAUUGGCCCUGGGGCCAGUGGGGGUUAUGCUUGAUUUGCAUGACCUUGGAGUUUGCCCGCAUCGACAAACAGUGACCUAU
Molecule: messenger RNA, 1716 nt
Organism: Durusdinium trenchii
Lineage: Eukaryota; Dinophyceae; Suessiales; Symbiodiniaceae
Source: the annotation of a GenBank genome assembly